Messenger RNA from Epinephelus fuscoguttatus (brown-marbled grouper), 2146 nucleotides. Its product is annotated as zinc finger protein RFP-like. The transcript has 3 exons. NCBI's taxonomy places the organism in Eukaryota, Metazoa, Chordata, Actinopteri, Perciformes, Serranidae. Gene Ontology annotation, molecular function: protein binding; zinc ion binding. The coding region runs from base 125 to 1777 and encodes 550 amino acids. The record is from RefSeq and is a predicted model, not a curated record.
GUGUGUCUGUCCCACAACAGAACUGCAGUCGAGACAAGUCUCUUUGUUUCUCUCUCAACUGAAUCCAGUAGGUUAUUAUUUCUUCACAACACAGCAGACUCUCUGCAGGACACUGAAUGUAGAUAUGGCUGCUGCCAGCUGUCUGCUGACUGAAGAUCAGUUUCUGUGCUCCAUCUGUCUGGAUGUGUUCACUGAUCCAGUCACCACACCAUGUGGACACAACUUCUGUAAAACCUGCAUCACUACACACUGGAAAAUGAAUGUCAAGUGUCAGUGUCCAAACUGUAAGAAGGUUUUCAGCACCAGACCUGAGCUGCAGGUCAACACCUUCAUCUCUGAGAUGGCUGCUCAGUUCAGACAGUCAGCUCAACAGAAAGCCAGCAGCAGCAGCUCAGAGCAACAAGUUUCCAAACCAGGAGAAGUUCCCUGUGACGUCUGCACUGGAACCAAACUGAAAGCCCUGAAAUCCUGCCUGGUGUGUCUGGUCUCCUACUGUGAGACUCACCUGGAGCCUCAUCUGACAAAGCCAGGCCUGAAGAAACAUCAGCUGAUCGACCCUGUGGAGAACCUGGAAGGCAGGAUGUGUCCAAAGCACGAUAAACAGCUGGAGCUGUUCUGUAAGACCGACCAGAUGUGUGUCUGCAUGCUCUGUGCUGUUUCAGACCACAAGACACAUGAUGUUGUUCCUCUGAGAGAAGAAUAUGAAGGAAAGAAGGCCGAGCUGGGGAAGACAGAGGCUGAAAUUCAGCAGAUGAUCCUGAAGAGACGACUGAAGAUUGAGGAGAUCAAACACUCAGUGGAGCUCAGUAAGGAAGAUGCAGACAGAGAGAUAGCAGAUGGUGUUCAGGUCUUCACCGCUCUGAAGGAGUCUGUUGAGAGAAGCCAGGCCGAGCUCAUGGACACCAUCAAAGAGAAGCAGAGAAAGACAGAGAAACAGGCUGAAGGCUUCAUCAAAGAGCUGGAACAGGAAAUCUCUGAGCUGAAGAAGAGGAGCACUGAGGUGGAGCAGCUCUCACACUCUAAAGACCACCUCCACCUCCUCCAAAGCUUCCGGUCCCUGAACACUGCUCCACCCACCAAGGACUGGACAGAGGUCAGCGUCCGUCCACCUUCAUAUGAGGGGACUGUGAGGAGAGCCGUGAGUCAGCUGGAGGAGACGCUCAGUAAACAGAUGAAGAAGCUGUUUGAGGUCGAGCUGAAGAGGGUCCAGCAGUCUGCAGUGGAUGUGACACUUGAUCCUGAUACAGCACAUCCUGGACUCAUUCUGUCUGAUGAUGGAAAACAAGUAAAGCUUGGUGAAGUGUGGAAGAAUGUCCCAGACAAUCCGAAGAGAUUUCAUGCUUAUGUUAAUGUCUUAGCAAAGCAGAGUUUCUCUUCAGGAAGAUUUUAUUAUGAGGUUCAGGUUAAAGGGAAGACUGGAUGGAAUUUAGGAGUGGCCAGAGAGUCGAUCAACAGGAAGGGAGAAAUCGCAGCAAACCCUCAGAAUGGCUUCUGGUUAUUAUCUUUGAGGAAUGAAAAUGAGUACUAUGCUCGUGCUGAUCCUUCAGUCAGUCUCUCUCUGAAGUCUCGGCCUGAGAAGGUGGGGGUGUUUGUGGAUUAUGAAGAGGGUCUGGUCUCCUUUUAUGAUGCUGAUGCUGCAGCUCUUAUCUACUCCUUUACUGGUGGCCACUUCACUGAGAAACUCUACCCAUACUUCAGUCCUUGUACUAACAAUUAUGGUAAAAACUCCGCCCCUCUGAUCAUCUCUCCUGUCACACUAAGUAGAACAGCCACUUAAUUUUCUGCAAACAGACUGCAAAACACUUCAUAAAAGAAAAUUACACAUUUACCAGCACUGUUGGCCUUUCAUGCUGAAUUCUUUUUCAGACUCUGAUGAAUGUUUUUUCCCCUUUUUUGAUGCACAGUUGGGACUUUUUGGAAAAUGUUUCUAUGCUUUUUUGCUUUUUCUAAAUACUGCUGCUACAUUUUUCAUGGAUUCCUAAAUUCAUUUGAAAAAACUUAAUUACAUGCACAAUAACAAGAUUCUUCUGUGAUUUUUUGUGUCCUGUAUCCAAACAGUAUUUGUAGUGCAUUUUCAAUCUGUUCAUCAAAACAAACUCCUGUAACUUCUCGUGCUCUGAUACUUAAAAAGAAAUUUUGUCACAGA